Molecule: messenger RNA, 5649 nt
Organism: Acanthaster planci (crown-of-thorns starfish)
Lineage: Eukaryota; Metazoa; Echinodermata; Asteroidea; Valvatida; Acanthasteridae
Product: hypoxia up-regulated protein 1-like
Biological process (GO): endoplasmic reticulum unfolded protein response
Cellular component (GO): endoplasmic reticulum chaperone complex
Molecular function (GO): ATP binding; ATP-dependent protein folding chaperone
Source: RefSeq, a predicted model, not a curated record
UUCCUUGAACAUGUGUUUUUGAGGCCGGCGUUUGCCGAAUACGGAACAGAAUUCUGCUGUGCGUUUAUAGUGCAUGUUGCCGUCACAGAAUUCAAAGAAAGAGCAUGUCAAGAAUGCAGUUCAGAGUACGCCUCCUGUCAUUGGCUGUAGCCAUCUUGGUGGCGGCCAAUCACAUUCCAGGCUCCGCCUCUUUAGCUGUGAUGUCAGUAGAUCUCAGCUCUGAGUGGCUAAAGAUUGCCCUGGUCAAGCCGGGUGUUCCCAUGGAAAUUAUUCUCAACAAAGAAUCGCGUCGGAAAACACCGGUUAUGGUGUCCAUCCGGAACGGUGAAGUCCAGUUUGGUGAUGCUGCCCUUGCUGUGGGAACUAAAUAUCCCCAAAAUGCCUACUUCUACAUGCAACACAUCUUAGCAAAAAAAUUAGACAGUCCAGCUGUGAAGAACUACCUCAAAAGAUUUCCUUAUGUCAAGCUGGGCGAAGACGAAGAACGAGGCACCGUUUACUUCGAGAGUGGCGAAGAGAGAUACUAUCCUGAGGAAUUACUCUCCAUUGUCCUCAACAAGUCCAGGGCCCUAGCAGAGGAAUUUGCCGAGCAAAAAAUCAAGGAAAUCGUCAUCACGGUCCCGCCAUUCUUUAACCAAGCCGAGAGGGAAUCGGUGAUGUAUGCGGCCGAAUUGGCAGAUCUGAAAGUACUUCAACUUAUCAAUGACAACGCUGCAGUGGCUCUCAACUAUGGUGUGUUCCGCCGCAAUGAUUUCAACACCACCGUCACUAACGUCAUGUUCUUUGACAUGGGUGCUGGCAGUACCACGGCAACCGUCGUUAGUUACCAGGUCGUCAAGACAAAAGAGAAGGGCAUUAGUGAGACCAACCCUCACCUGUUUGUCAAGGGAGUCGGGUUUGACCGCACUCUUGGUGGACUUGAGAUUGAUCUGCGACUCCGAGACCACCUGGCCAAGAAAUUCAACGAAGCUGGUAAGACCAAGAAGAAUGUCUUUGAGAACCCCCGAGCCAUGGCCAAACUCUUCAAGGAGGCCAACCGCGUCAAGAAAGUGCUGAGUGCAAACGUGGAUCACUUUGCACAGGUUGAGGGAGUUCUUGACGAAGUUGACCUUCGUGUGAAAGUUACGAGAGCUGAACUAGAAGAGAUGUGUGGGGAUUUGUUUGAGCGCAUCGCUGGGGUUGUGGAAAUGGCAUUGAAAUCAUCUGAGAUGACCAUGGGUGAGAUUGACAGUGUAAUUCUCGUAGGAGGAGGCACCAGAGUUCCCAAAGUCCAAGAAAAACUCCUCCAAGUCACAAAGAAGGGUGAGCUUGCCAAGAACAUUAACGCUGAUGAAGCAGCGGCCAUGGGCGCCGUCUAUCAAGCUGCUCACCUCAGCAAAGGAUUCAAAGUUAAGAAGUUUGUCAUCAGAGAUGCUAACUUGUUCCCCAUUCAGGUGGAGUUUGAGCGUCACAUGACUGAUGAUGAUGGGUCAGAGGUCACCAGGGUGGUCAAGAGAACGUUGUUUGGCCGCAACAACCCUUUCCCACAGAAGAAGGUCAUGACCUUCAACCGUCACAUGACUGACUUCUCCUUCAUCGUGGGCUACAAAGAUCUGGAGAGUAUCCUCCCUCCAGAAGAUCUUGAAUCAUUUGGCCCAACUAACCUGACCACAUACACACUGAAGGGUGUUGCUGAUGCGCUGGAGAAACAAUCAGGUGCAGAGCCCAAGGGCAUCAAAGCACACUUCCGAUUGGAUGAGAGUGGGAUACUGUUCUUGGAUUCGGUGGAGUCAGUCUUUGAGAAGAUGGAGACGGUGAUGGAAGAAGUGAACGACACGGAAGAGGAACAGUCGACAUUACAGAAGUUGAGUAGCACAAUUAGUCGGUUCUUCUCAGGAUCGUCAGAUGACAGCACAGCAGAUAGUCCACCACAAGAGGGCGACAAAGCAGGGGAGAAUGGUGCCAUGGAGGAGGAGAAGGAUACCAGUGAAACUGGUACUAGUGAAAGAGAUAGCAGUGAUAAGGACACCAGUGAAAAGGAUGCAACAGAGGGUCAAGAAACAGGAGAACCCAAACCAGCAGAAGAUGAGAAAGUGGAAGACAAGGAGGCAGAUGACACCAACGAGUCAACGGAAGGACAAACAGGGGAGGAAAAAGAGGAAAUGAAGGAGCAGGGUGAGACGGAAGAGACGCAGGAAGAAGAGGGAGGCACGGAAGACCAGUCGGAAGGCGAGGCAGGGCAAGGAACAAAAGAUGAGGCUGAUUCAGGUGACAGCGAUACCAAGGAGGCAAGUGAAACAGCUGAGGACGAGAAAGUUGACGGAGGAGAGGAGACGAGCAGUGGGGAGGAAAGCAUAGACAGUGACGCCAAAGCAGACAUUUUUGAGAAAGAUGGGCAAGAGGAAAAGAAGACAGAGGACAGCAAGAAGAAGACGAAGAAAGACAAGAAAAAAGACAAGAAGGGCAAAAAGGGCAAAGAGUCCAAGGAGGAGAAGAAAGAAAAGAGGAAGAUUGCCAAGCCCAAGGUGAUCACCAUCAAGGAGAACUUGACAGUAGAGACUCAGGCUCAUGGCAUCCCCAAACCCUCCAGAGAGUCUAGAAAAACAUCCAGGAACAAGUUAAAAGAUCUGCAGAGGAAGGAAGAAGAACGUCUCGCUCGAGAGACGGCUCUCAACUCCUUGGAAUCCUUCAUCUAUGACAUGCAAGAUAAGCUGUAUCAGGAGGACUAUGAGACUUGCUCCACCGAGGAGGAACGAGAAGGCCUCCUGGGCAAGCUACGAGAGGCAUCUGAUUGGUUGUAUGAAGUCGAGGAUGAUGCCCCGCACACCAUAUUCCGGGAUAAGAUGAAGGAGCUAAAGAAGGCCACCAAGAGUUUAUCCUUCCGCGUCAAAGAGCGCAGAGAGCGCCCUCAGUUGAUCGGCGAGCUCAAACAGCUACAGAACGUCUCACAGAUCUUCCUUGCUGCAGCCAAGAAUGCCUCGGAGGAGCUGAAGAUCUUCACAGACGUAGAGAUUGGACUCUUAGAGAAGGCUUACAACGACUCCCUGGAGUGGUAUGCCGCCAAAUCGCUGGCCCAGCGCAACACCCCCGACACUGAGAAACCUGUCCUGCUGACAGAGGAUUUGAAAACCAAGAUAACCGCCUUGGAUCGUGAACUGAGAUACCUGGUCAACAAAGCGAAAGCUGGACCUCCAAAGAAAAAAGACAAACCCAAGGACAAAACAAAAAAGAAGAAGAAGAACGUUAAUGAAACAGAAACAACAGGAGAAGAGAACACCAAGGAUGAGAAAACAAACGACACAGAAAGUUCUGAACCAACUGAGAAGCCAGCAGCAACCCCAACUGAAGAUAAAUCUGAUGUUCCGGAGACGAUAGAACCAGAUUCCGACCAAGCGGGCCAACAAACACAGGAGGAAACAUUACAAUUACCUGCCCCAGAGGAAGAAGCUAAAGUUCCCUCAGAAGAAACAGAUAAGAACACAGAGGACACAGAAUCAACAGAAUCAACAACAACUACGACAGCGGAAACAAAUACAGACACGUCACGCAACACAGGAGAUCUAUGAUACCACGAGGGCCAUCUGAAAAUGUUGAAUAAUAAUUAUAUUCUGUAAAGAGACAUAAAAGGCAAUUAUGCCCCAAUUGUUCUGUGCGUGGAUAAACGAGGGCAGUGUUUCCUCACCCUGAAACUGUGUGUGGCACUUCUGUUUCAUUAUAGUUCACAUUUACCUAUCAUCUGUUGCAUUUAGCUAAGGGCACCAGGGAAAAUGGAUUCCCAAUCCCUGUAUUAUAUUCUGGAUUUUAUAUUAGAGACAGGAGCCAGUCUAGAAUUAAAGACAUUGACUUCACUGGUUCACAUGGUCUGUUAUAAAUGUUGAAAAUCACUGGAUACCAGGCAAGCAGUGUGCAAUGGCUACAACCUUUCACACUUUCCAUUAAGACAGGUGCCAGGGGAUGGGAGUUUUCUCCCAGUCAGCUAUGAUCUGCCCCACUUUGUCUUUUCCAGACCCCCCAGUUGCAUGCCUUGGGUGCAUGCUCAUGAACAGAGCUUGUAUUUCCCUGGAGCACCAUAUUUGAUGGACUGUUCAUGUGGCCCAGUCAUGGUUUAAAAGCAGAGCAAAGGUCACAUGACCAAAGAAGAUGAGUCACCAGAUAGUUGAAGUGUUUGCCCUGCUAAGUCGGAGUGUUACGUGUACCUUUAUCGCAGCAAUCAUUUGUAUGUACAAGUUUUUAAGUUGUAUAUUUUACCAACAGCAUUGUGAAUCUGCUGGAUGAAAUUCGGUCAUCAAUCUGGACAUUGGAAAUUUGAGGCAAAUGAUUUUUUUAAACAGAUGCUAAAAAACCCAAUUUCUGAAGUUUGACCCUCAGUCAAAAUCAAAUAUAAAUUCUUGAAUGCAGUCUGUUCGUAGUUUGGCACAAAAUUGCCUCAUGGGAAGGAUGAUUUAGGAGACUUCAUUUACAUAAAAAUCAGCCCUUUUGUCCAAACAAGUUGAUCAUUACUUAUAAAAAUAUGGCAAACAAAAACUACUGCAAACUGCUUGCUGGCUACAGUGACCUGAAAUACAAACCGUAAAAGUAGAAAGAGCUGACAUUUUGAUCCAAGCAGAAUCUUUCUCACAAUCUUUCUCAAAGGCCUUUGAGAAAAGUUCUGCUAGGAUUGAAAUGUCAUACUCUCCUUUCCUUGUGAUUGCAAACAUUAAUGCAGAGUUUGGUUAUUUUUCCUUCAAAUUCAUUCCACCCGAAUUUAGUUUCAUAGGCCUAUACCGUGGUUUUAGCCUCAAGAAAUAUUUUUCCUGGUAUUAAAAACAGGAUUUUCGGUAAUGAAACCGACAUACUGAUUUUCAGUUCUGUGAAGACAUUUUGAGAGAAUAGGGGUUUGGAAUCUUUCAGAAUGCCUUACCAUAACCAUAGCUCAAUUGGCAAUCUCCUGCCAGAGUACCAUGCAGGUUGCAGGUAAAAGUAUCCUUGGGUGUUUGUGUCUGAUUUUGUGUUUAAUUCAAGGGAAUGUUAUCAACUGUCCUUUCACUGAAUUUGAUGAUCUAUGAAUUAUUCUUUUGUCUACAAAUGUAAAUGUGCUAAUUUAUGCUUCAGUGUUGGUCCCUGUGUGGAGUUACAUUUAUGUCACUGAGUUGGUGAUGAAUUUUUAGCAGAAUGUCUGUGGGUUUUAUCUUUUUUUUAAAGAAAAAAUCAGUUUUUUGCUGGUGGGUUGGGCAGGCAUUUUCACAAUGAACUGCAAUUUAUAUUUAUUGAGUAAAUUGUGAAUAAUCUGGAAGUCCAAAUAAUUGUUUGGUUGCUUCAAGUUUGUUUCUGUCAGACGGUAAUGAUUUUUUUCAUUGUGUAAGUAAAUUGUAAGUAAUCCAAUUACUUAAUUUGUCUAGUGCCAUUUCCAGUGAAUUUGAAGUCAUUCUUGAUUUUAAAAAAUGAAUUCAGACUUGGAAUUAGAAUCUGUUGUAACAAUGAGAGCAGUGGGUUAUUAACCUUAGUAGAGUCUCAUGUCCAUAAAUUUGAUACAGUUUACAGUUUUUCCUUUGUUUUUCUUGUGUUGAAGUUUCUGUUUCAUGUGGAAGAUACGGUGUAUAUGAAAAUUGCGUUCAUGAGUCAUCUAUGUUUGCCUUUAUUUAUUUUACGAGGGAGUUGGAUACAAAAUACAUUUUUUUGAGAACGAUCACA